AUGGUCAACCUUCACACGUGGCCUAGAGCAAUCGAACAAGAUUCUAGUGGCUUGGAGAACUCCAAACCGGUUCAGAACUUAGGAAAAUCGAGUUCGGGCCGAGCCGGAGCUUACCAAGUGAAGACCGAGCAGAACGGUGCGCACAUCCAUGGCGAAAGCGAAAAAGCCCCAGAAAUCACCUUCAACCGCCGCGCACGAUUCUUCCGAAGCGUUCGAAGAAGCGUCACAAGAGGAUACGGGAUUAUGUGUAAAAAGAAGCGAAGAGAUGAAAAGGUCAGCAAAAGCUCGCAGAUUUAAUAGCACGGAGAAGAGUACGAAGACAAAUAAGAGGCCAAAAUCAAAUCAGAAGAAGAAAAAUGAUAAAAUUGAUGUCAAUAAGCCGAAGAAGCCACCUACGGCUUUCUUUUACUUUUUGGAUGACUUCCGCAAGGAAUUUCAAGAACAGAAUCCAGAUGUCAAGUCGAUGCGCGAUGUUGGCAAGGCAUGUGGGGAGAAAUGGAAAACAAUGACAUAUGAGGAAAAAGUACAAUAUUAUGAUAUUGCUACAGAGAAACGUGCGGAGUUUGAUAAAGCCAUGGCAGAAUAUAAGAAGAGGAAGGAAAGUGGAGUAGAUCAAGAAUCUGAGGAAGAUUGGGAGAUUGAUGAAUAAUAGCUGGUAUUAUGUAGGAAGAGCUUGUGCAAGGGCAACAAGUUUUUUGUUUUUCUCUUACCCCGUUCCCUUUGUUGUCUUUUUAGAACUGCUAAUAUUUAUUUUCUGUAUAAAUUUCUGCUGCAAAUAGCUUUUUUAUUCAUAGAUAAUUGGUUAGAUUUAGAUCAGGGCCUUACAAUAUACAUCAAAGAGUUCAACGUAUAUGUAGACGUUCGAACUCGCUUCUAUUGUUAACCGAAUGUAAUUGCUUGUAGUGCAGUUGAUCAAAUGUGUUUCUCGACA
Cucurbita pepo subsp. pepo (vegetable marrow) is the source of this 931-nucleotide messenger RNA. RefSeq names its product HMG-box (high mobility group) DNA-binding family protein. NCBI's taxonomy places the organism in Eukaryota, Viridiplantae, Streptophyta, Magnoliopsida, Cucurbitales, Cucurbitaceae. The record is from RefSeq and is a predicted model, not a curated record.